AGGCGGAGGCCAGUUCCCCAGUUCCAGUCGCCGUCGCCUGCACGGUUGCAGUCGCCGCCGCCGCCUCCCGCCCGCCCAGCUCGCCCCGGGGAAAGAGAACGCGCGCGAGCUCGGGCGUCCCCGCCCCAGUCUUUUCCUCCCAGCCCGGAGCCAUGAACCCCAACUGCGCCCGAUGCGGCAAGAUCGUAUACCCCACGGAGAAGGUGAACUGUCUGGAUAAGUUCUGGCAUAAAGCAUGCUUCCAUUGCGAGACCUGCAAGAUGACAUUGAACAUGAAGAACUACAAGGGCUACGAGAAGAAGCCCUAUUGCAACGCACACUACCCCAAGCAGUCCUUCACCAUGGUGGCUGACACCCCUGAAAACCUCCGUCUCAAGCAACAGAGCGAGCUUCAGAGUCAGGUGCGCUACAAGGAGGAGUUUGAGAAGAACAAGGGCAAAGGCUUCAGCGUGGUGGCGGACACGCCCGAGCUACAGAGGAUCAAGAAGACGCAGGAUCAGAUCAGCAACAUCAAAUACCAUGAAGAAUUUGAGAGGAGCCGCAUGGGCCCCAGUGGGGGCGAGGGCAUGGAGCCAGAUCGCCGAGAACCCCAGGACAGCAGCAGCUAUCGGAGGGCCCCUGAGCAGCAGCCACAGACUCACCACGUCCCGAGCAACACCCCCGUUUACCAGCAGCCCCAGCAGCAGCAGGCAAGCCAGUCCUAUGGUGGCUUCAAGGAGCCUGCAGCCCCAGUCUCCAUACAGCGGAGCGCCCCAGGCGGGGGUGGGAAGCGGUACCGGGCAGUGUAUGACUACAGCGCCGCCGACGAGGACGAGGUCUCCUUCCAGGACGGGGACACCAUUGUCAACGUGCAGCAGAUCGACGACGGCUGGAUGUACGGGACCGUGGAGCGUACCGGCGACACCGGGAUGCUGCCGGCCAACUACGUGGAGGCCAUCUGAGCCCUGGGGCACCCCACCCCCCAUCUUCAGUGCAUUCCACAGCAUCGCAUCUGUCCGGGGCCUGACCCAUCCACCUUUCAGUGUCUCUGUUUGUUUGUUUUUUAAGAUCUGCGACAGCUUCUUUGUCCCCACCCCUCCUCCAGCUUCUUUUGCCAACCGAAGCCUUGUUCUGCCACUUUCUCGGCCUCCUUCCCCUGGCAGGUUUUCCCCUCCACCGACUUCCUGGUUUUCUCUCUGGAUGGAACAGACUGGGCCUCUCUGGGAGGGCUGGAUCACUUUGGGACUGCGGCUUCGCGCGGCUGGGCUAGAACAGGAGACAGGUUAGCUUCCAGCCCUGACUACCUAUCUUCCGGCCUGGGGCCCUUCCUGCUGGGUGACCCACAUGUCCAGACAUUCCAGGGCUGGGAUGAGGCCCAAACUCCCCAGAAUUCUGGGCAAUCACUUCUCCAUACAUUCCCUGAGGGUGGGAAUAGGCUUAGGAGCUCUGUUGUGUAGGGACCAAUGUGAUGGGCUUCACCUCUCUGAAGGAGGGAGCUGCUAGCCCGCUGGGGGGGGCAGGGGGUUCCCUUCCCACCCUCUGCCUCCUCCAGGGUACUCAAAGGAGAGUAGAGUGAAUUCCUUUGCAGAGUGAGCUUUGCCCUCCUGCCUGCACAGACCUAGGGUGGCCCAGAGCUCCCCAGCAAGCACACUUUGGGUCGGGUUCUUGCCUUUCUCAGAUUUAGGAACAGGGUCUGUUCUCUGCAGCCCCUUGAGCUUCCCCCAACCUUCUGAAAGUCCUCUUACCCCCCUGGCCAGAAGCCAUGUCCUGAGGGGUAGAACAAGCACCUCCACAGACAUAUGGGUCAGAUGUACCACUUCUUCGUGCUACCCACAAGGAAGAGGUCUCUGGUCCUCCCGUGGCCUCCCCUCCCUUGCUCAAGGCCAGAUGGACUUGGAGCAGUGCAAAGCCAGUGAGGACCACUGUGUGCGGAGUGAGCUUGCCUGUAGGUGUCUGACAGACUAAAAUGAAUGGGCAGAGAUGACAGGAGAGGGCAGAUGUGUCGUCUAUCUGCUGCUGGUGUCUGGGUGUGAAAGAGAAGCACGCAGGUCUGCUCUCCCCCGGACCUGCAGGAAGCCCUCGUCCCUUUGCAGGGUACUGGGCAGAAGUGGGGUGGUUCUGGAGUUGGUGGAGGCUGCUGUUGGCUUGUUCCUCGCUAGGGAAGGCUUCAGGUGGGAGACAUCUCUGUCUGUCUGUGUCUCGGGAUGCAGAAUAGGGUACCAGAAGGACCUAGAUCAUCCAUCCACGCUGUGGUGCCUCACUCGUGUCCUCCCCAAACAGUUCCCCUUCAUGUGAACACCCCUAAAGCAAGGGAAAGGGUCCAGGGCUUUAAAACUGGCAGCACUGACUGGGGGAUGGUGCUACAUCCGGGUUCCUGCUCUGCGUCGGGGGCCUGGGCCAGCCCCCACCCAGCUUUAUUCAUCUCUGGGUUUUCUUGUCAUCCCUCUAGGUCUUCCCCACUCCCAUCUUCUCUGUCUGACAUCUAAUCCCUUUGCGCCCUUAGACCACGCAGGUGAAGACUAGGUCCGAAGGCCCUGGGCCUAGCCAGCCAGGCGGUGGUCAUGCGCAUUCUGAAAGGGCUUGCGAGGUGAUUUGGGGGUAUCAGCUGAGGGAGUGGCCGAGGCAGGAGCCCCUUUCCUGGCCAGUCCCCUUUACUUUCUAGUUCUCAUCUUGGUAGGACAGGAGGAUUGUCCUGUUAGGCCAUGUGAGGGACAAGGGGACAUUGAGGAGGGCCUUGUGAAAGCAUCUCAGAAGCCAUGGAUGGUGGGGGGCGGGAAGGGGUGUGCACUGAUCUAUUCCCUCUCCAUCUCAAAGCACAAUGUGGAUCUGGGACCAAAGGUCAACAGCAGGAGCUGUGGAGGACCUAAGGUUGGGAGGAUGGCAACUGGGUGGGAGGAGCCAGAGGCUUUCUGGUACCUCUCAGCUCAACCUCUCUCCCUUCCCAACAUGGCAAGCCUAUUUUUCCUGUCCUAAAAAUGGGGGACACUCUCACCCCCCAGAGAGAGAGGAGGGACUGUCACACUGGUGCUGAGGGACCCAGGGCUGCUGGAGUCCAUGUUCCUUUCCACAACCAUCCACCCCUAGAAGAGUACAGAGCCUGUGGGCUGCACUGAGCCUCUGAUCUGUGCCUCCCUUUACAGAGGGUUUUUAGCCCAUCAAACCCCUAGGAUAAAAGGCUCCCCUGAGCUAGAAUGUGAACUUUUGUGGACCAGGCUUUCCAUGUAAGAAGCCUAAUUCUCCCAGCACUGUUCUGUGUUUCUCCCCCACCCCAUGUCCCUCCAGGGAAAACUUUAUUGCUUGAUUUCUGCCUUUUUUUCUUCCACAUAAGCACUUUUGGGCCUUUUUUAAUAGCUGGAAAUAAGACACACAAAAAAGUACCACCAUUACCCCCAAAGCUUGUAUUUAAAAAGAAACAGAAGUGACCCUGUGAAACUCACCUCUGUCCCAACAUUUCAUGUGUGUUUGUGUGUGUGUGUGUGUGUGCGUGCGUGUGUUUAUAUGUGUGUGUGUGUGAAGCCACUCACUCCUCAUCUUUUAUACGGGGUUGUUGUCUUUCUCGGGUCUGUUUGGUCCCCUCCCUCCUUCUGGCCUUGUGCUUGGGAUCAAAUCUUUCUGGCCUGUUAUGAUUCUGAACAUUGACUUGAACCACAAGUGAAUCUUUCUCCUGGUGACUCAAAUAAAAGUAUAAUUUUUACCUGCA
This is a messenger RNA of Jaculus jaculus (lesser Egyptian jerboa), 3679 nucleotides long. It is a transcript of the gene Lasp1, whose product is annotated as LIM and SH3 protein 1. The coding region runs from base 153 to 941 and encodes 262 amino acids. Gene Ontology annotation, cellular component: focal adhesion. Lineage: Eukaryota; Metazoa; Chordata; Mammalia; Rodentia; Dipodidae. Gene Ontology annotation, molecular function: actin filament binding. The transcript is spliced from 7 exons. The record is from RefSeq and is a predicted model, not a curated record.